Messenger RNA from Pseudo-nitzschia multistriata, 2184 nucleotides. The record is from the annotation of a GenBank genome assembly. NCBI's taxonomy places the organism in Eukaryota, Bacillariophyta, Bacillariophyceae, Bacillariales, Bacillariaceae.
AAGGCUGGUGAUGAUGACCUCGGAUGCGACAUCGCAUUCCAUWUGUGACGACCUUUCCAGUAAUUGCUAACCAAAGCAAACACGUGUACUAAGUUGGURGUAUGAUGAUGCGACAGCCGCCACUGGCUGUGCAGUUUUUGUUGUUGCCGAAGAGGGUUUUGCGUUUGGGCUUGGUUGUUGGUAUCGGGAUCGCUAGCAUCGGCGCGGGCAUUGGACUUGACAUCCGUAUUAUUACUAGUACUCUCCUUGUGGGGGCGAGAAUAGACAGCGUUCGAUCGUUUUCUUUCUCCAGCAUUGAUUCUCGUUGCCACCGCAAUCGUAAUCGAAGUUCUUGCCGUAAUUUAGGAAGCAACUUUCAUAAUCGCCGUCUCGGAACAUUGCAACAAGAGAAUCCUUCCUCCAUUGUUCCCCACUACUACACGUUGUCUGUCACCCGAUCGCAAACCAACGAUGGCGGUCAAAAUAGUGCCGGCAGCAUUCAAACACACACAAACAUCGGGACCAACGGUGAUGAAUCUCCCCCAGGUCUAGUGUCGAAAACAAMAAAGCACAGGCUCAAGACGGRAGGACAUAGAAAUGGAAGCUCAUGGCAGGUGUGGAAAGUAAUUUCUUGGCUAGAGGAAUCUCUAUCGUUCGACAAAAAUGGAAGCAGUGCCACAAGCGAGGGGUACGGUCCAACGGGGGAAUUCACAGCGCGAACAACUCCAGACGCAAUAACAAACACAASAACARCAGCAGCARCAACAACAACAAAAUCCCUACCUUGGCACCACCCCGCACCCAGAUCAUUGGUUAUGGAGGUGGUUGCAAUCCUACGAAAACUCGCGAAGAAUUACGGGGGCGACAGCGAAUGGAAAGGUGUCCUCAACAAAUCGACGCUCCUCCAUGAGGUAGAAGAAUCGAUUGUUGCCCUCCAUUUCCUGAAGUGCCAACUCCUCGCGCUGGAGGAAAGCGACAGCGACAACCGCACAACUAACAAGACUCAUCCCUCUCGUCGCCGGCGAGAAAUGAUCGUUGUUGAUGCCUGCUGUGGCAAGGGCGUCUUUUCCCUGUUGUGUUCGUAUGUAUUUGCUGCCAGGCGCGGAAAUGGCGAUGACGAGGAAGACGACAACAAUAACGAAAACAAUGACCUGAAACUAAACUGCUCGCAAACCUCGAUCCGCAAAAUCAUUAUGUUGGACAAGGAUCCAAAGCUGCGCUGGGAUCACRUUAAAGACACUAACAAUGAUCGAAACGAAAAUCAACAAAGGCCGUUGAUUGAGUGCUGGCCAAGGUUCAAUCUCCACGAAAUUGAUGAGGUGGUGGAUCUUCUGUCCCAUCAAGUCGAUGACAGUCAAGAGAGGAACAGCAACUAUAAGAAAACUAACCGCACAAAACACGAAAGGGACACAGAACAACGAGAGUCACYACCGAUAGUUGCGMUAGCGGUGGUAGGAAUUCAUCUGUGCAAGACACUGAGCCCCACCUGUAUCGGGAUCGUGAACGCCCUGGGGCCGAAGAAAUGUCCGUGUCUAGUGCUCGCGCCGUGUUGCCUGCCACGGGUAGUUCUCCAGUCGCGGUACAAGGAACGAAAGCCGAACGCGAACACGACGCUGCUCCAGGUUCGGCAAUAUGAAACGCCCGUUGAGUUGGACCGGCGCAGGAAGGCCAAGGAACGUCGAGAUGCRUCCAUGGUCCGGGGGAAUAGGAUUGGAGGAAAGAAAACUCGCCCSGUCUCGAUGGUACGGCUCCCACCGAUACCCGGUGGGAAUUACCCCUCUCCCGUCGCCGGAGGAUCGACUAUUGGAAUUCCCGGAAGUGCGUGCUGGAAAUGUGGGGAAUUAGGGCACCAAAAAAAGGACUGCCCGUCCAACCAAUCCACCGGAAAGCCUCGCCUCGUACCACCGAUGAGUCUCUCAUUGGAUGUUUCGGGUAUCCUACAAGAAGAAACACCCUUYCAGGCCUAUUGCAACCUGUUGGCGACUAGCAUCCAACGAGACGAGGUUUCUGUUCGACAAACAAACAUCGAGAACGGCCAUUUCAAGAGCAGGAACAAAGAGAGAGACACCCUCGCUAAAAAUUGGAACAGCGAACGAAAAUCGAUUUUCAUAGUUGCGACCGAUGCCAUCUGACAAACGGAACAGUUACACAGUUUUGAUUAGAGGAGUUUCGUUCCUAGUAUGACUAUAAAGUUAUCAUUACGAG